Messenger RNA from Platichthys flesus (European flounder), 1054 nucleotides. Its product is annotated as von Willebrand factor A domain-containing protein 5A-like. The coding region runs from base 247 to 555 and encodes 102 amino acids. The transcript is spliced from 5 exons. Lineage: Eukaryota; Metazoa; Chordata; Actinopteri; Pleuronectiformes; Pleuronectidae. The record is from RefSeq and is a predicted model, not a curated record.
GUACCCUGAGUUCCCUCAGUCUGUGAUGUCUUCACUCACCUCACGUGGAGAGUUUAUCCUCCUACUGGAUCGAUCUGGGAGUAUGGGUUGUCCAACGAGUAAUGGCAAGCAGCAAGAAACUCGAAUUGCCAGUGCCAGGGAUACUCUACUGCUCCGGUUGAAGAGCUUACCAAUGGGUUGCUUCUUCAACAUCUACAGUUUCGACCUGGACAAGCUCAAUCAAAGCAGCCACCCAGAGACCCUUUAAUGCAGCUGGUCUCCCUGCAGAAGGCGUCUGGCUGCUGGCUGCUUGAUCCGGCUCUGGCUGCUGCUGUGGGAAAGACCAGCGAGGAGGUGGAGCACACAAAGCCUUCAGCUGUGAACCAGGAAGUGUGGGCCACCAUUCUUGCUCUGAUCUGGCUUCAUGGCUUCAAGAUGGAUGCUAAGCCAGAGUGGGAGCUUCUGGCUACGAAGGCUGUGUCGUGGCUCCGUGCUCAGAAUGUACCAUCAGAGGGCGUGGAAGCUGGAAACACACUGUUGGGUUGCCAUGUGCAGAAAGACGCCAUGGGGCUCUGAGUAAUCGUUUAGGUGCACAUUUUAGAGCAUUUAUUUUGUCUCACUUUAACCCAACAAUAAAGUCCUAUAUCAUGUUUACCAUUUUCAUUUGAUGCUCUGUUUCACUUUAAUGUGGCUGAGGGGUAGGGUGGUCGUCCUCCAACCAGAAGGUCGGCAGUUCAAUCCUCAAGCUUCCCCAUCUGCAUGCCAAAGUGUCCUUGGUCAAGAUACUGAACCCCUGAAAUCGCCUCUCGUAGAUGUUGAUGCACAAAUUGUAAGUCGCUUUGGAUAAAAGCGUCAGCUAAAUUUAAUGUAAUGAAUGUUACCCCUGCCAUGGAUGUUAUAAUUUCACCCCUGUCUGUUGGUUUGUUUGUUUGUAAGAAUAUUGUGCAAAAACUACUGGAAAUAUUUCAACCAAACCUGGCAGAAGCAUAUGGUAUGUGUCAUUGAAGAACCCAUUAAAUGUUGGUGUGGAUCCAGGACUUUUUUUCUCUUUCUUUACCAUUACAUUGACUUUGCA